CGCCCCUCUUCAAAACGUGACUGGUGGAUUCGUUGUUUGCAAAUCGAGAUUAUGAAAGUUCCUACAUGGGAACUACAAUAAUACGUAACCGAAAUAAUAACGAUGCCGAGUUAUGUCACUGUUUUUGUAACAGUGGACUUGCUCCACGUUAUAGUUUUGUUAGGUUAGUUUAGUUCAGCAGCUCCAGCGUCCGGAGUUUCGGAGACACGCCGGGUGUCAUUUCACAACGUUAGUUAGCUGGCUGGCUAACACUAAUGGCUAACACUAAUACGGAGAUUUGACUGACACAUGGUGUAUGAGAGGACACAGCUGCGUUCAGAGGUGAGCAUGGCUUUAACAAGAAAUUGCGACUCCUGUUGGAUACAUGUUAACGACUUUAAACCUUUAGUAGCUGACAGUGUUGAGCAGCAACAGCAACGACAUUAACAUGAUCCGCAGACCCUGCAACUAGGCAUGACAGCUGACACUGGCAGAGGGAGGAUCGCCCCGAUGGAGGUACUGGGCAGAGCCACCAACUUCAACUUUUCAUAUGAGCAGGAAGACACAGACUUCUCUGUUCACUCAUCCACCAUGUCGAUUGACAAGCUCUUCCCGGCUCUCCUGGAGUGUUUUGGGAUCAUAUUAUGCGGAUACAUCGCAGGGAGGACGAACAUCAUCACCUGUACCCAGGCCAAAGGGUUGGGGAAUUUUGUGUCCAAGUUUGCCCUCCCAGCACUGUUGUUCAAGAACAUGGUACUGUUGGACUUUGGUAAUGUCAUCUGGCCAUUUCUGUGGAGCAUCCUCAUCGCCAAAGUGUGCGUGUUUGUCAUUGUAUGCAUCCUCACGCUUAUAGUUGCCAGUCCUGACAGUCGUUAUGGCAAGGCUGGGAUCUUCUCAAUAUUUGCCACCCAAAGCAAUGACUUUGCCCUGGGAUAUCCCAUUGUUGAGGCCCUAUACCAGAGCACACACCCAGAAUACCUCCAGUACAUCUACCUGGUUGCACCUGUAUCCCUGAUACUGCUAAAUCCCAUUGGCUUUGCCUUAUGUGAGAUCCAGAAAUGGAAGAAUCAGCAAAACCACCAGCAGAGCAAACUCCAAAUCAUGGGACUUGUGGUUUUACAGGUCCUGAAGAACCCUAUAGUAUUUAUGGUUUUCAUUGGCAUCAUCGCCCACUUUGUCCUGCACCAGACAAUUCCUGCCUUCAUGACUGAUUUUGUGGAUGGUUUGGCCAACUCUUUUGGUGGAGCAGCUCUUUUCUACCUGGGUCUGUCCAUGGUGGGCCAGUUGGGGAAAUUAACCAGAACCACAGUCGUGUCACUUAUAUUACUUAUUACAGCAAAACUGUUGCUAAUGCCCCUGAUUUGUAAGGACAUGGUGGAUCUGUUGGACAGCAGCAACACCAGUUCUUUGAACCACUCAAGCCUCUCCAACUAUGCCUUUCUUUAUGGAGUGUUUCCCACCGCACCAAGCGUGGGAAUCUAUGCUGUCUAUUACAACGCAGAGCUAGAAGUUGUCACCUCUGGGAUGGUGAUCAGCACUUUUCUCUCAGCACCAAUUAUGUAUGUUUCUGCCUGGUUACUCACAAUCCCUUGGAUGGAUCCUCAGCUUUUGAUGAAUUCACUGCAGAAUGUCAGCUUUAACAUAAGCAUAGUGAGCUUAGUCGCACUGGUGUGGACAAUUGCUGUCAUGUUUCUGAGUAAGAAAUUCAGGAGGCUACCUCACACGUUUACAGUCAACCUGUUCUUGGCACAGUGUCUAACUUGUAUCGGAAUGAUUGUGUGGAAGUUUGUGGUGAAAGAAGAUGACUUCGUCGGGCAGGUCCUGACUUUCACGUUAUUAUGUACCUCACUCUACAGCACUUAUGUGUGGCCAGGUUUGAUAGCGCUUUCUCUUGUGCUUAUGAAAAGGUUUGAGGAUAUGAAAGUUUCGUCAGGCCUGUUCGUCAUUGCAGGCUGGGGGGUUCCAGCCUUAGCAACUGCUGCGUUGCUCAUUUCUGGGGAAAAAAUAUCUGACAUUAUUGACCCAUCAUUCUUUUAUGGCAAGCAACAGAUAAUUUGCACCACAGUUGUAGUUGCCCUCAGUAUACUGCUGGGAGGGGGCUCUCUUGUGUGUCUCAGUAGAGGAAGUUGGGCCCAAAAUGACCAAAUUCAAGAGAGAAACUCUGCAGAAGAUCUUGUGACUGAGGCUGAGUCAGAAAACCAGGCCCCGGUCGAGCCAGGCACCACAUCAGGAUGCCUCAACAGAGCGUGCCUCAUAUGUGACUGUGCACCACCCCAGCCCAUGCCUGACAUGAUCAUCAGUGCAAAUAUUAACAACACUCCAAGCACACUCACAGGUCAGUGUGAGAACAGGUGUGAGUCCACAGACUGUCUGCUUGUCCGGGUGGAGGAGCUUCGACAGGUUACAGAUAGACAAGUGGCCCGUCAUUUGCUCUUAUGUCUGCUUCUGACUGUCAGCUUGCUUGCUAACUUGUCCAGCCACUUGUGGUUGCUCUUUAACCGUGUUCCUGGCAGACUGUACUUGGAGUUGCAGUUCUUCUGUGCUGUGGCCAACUAUGGACAGGGUUUUAUAUCCUUUGCUCUGUUUGGGCUGGACAAGCAUUUGAUUAUACUGCCAUUUAAGAAAAGGUUAUAUAGCCUGUGGUACGGAAAGAAGCAAGAAGAGCAGCCGCAGACAGAUUUACCUGAGGAUGUCAGGAUGACCUGCACCCAGUUUACCAAAUACCACAAGGACCAGUGUUGUCGUGACAUUGUCAAAAAGAGAAGGUGUGGGAAAAAGACUAUGGUGGGCUGUUUUCUUGGCUCUGAACUGGUGGACUGGCUGCAGCAGGUGGGCUUGGCUCAGGACAUUGGUGAGGCGGUACUCUAUGGAAUGAGGUUACAGCGGGGCGGUGUGCUGCAGCACAUCCAGCAGGAACAUGACUUCCAAGACAGUCCCCUUUAUUAUCGCUUCAUGACAUAAGACACAAGGACCAAAGUUGACUUUCUUUUUUUUUUUUUUUUUUCUAAAGAUAAAUGAUAUACACACAGAAAUAUUUUACACUGGGCAACAGUAAGAAUAGUACUGACCUUCAUAGAGAACCUGACUGAAAACUACAUUUUCAACACUGCCAUGUCCAGUCCACAUACUCAGUACAGCACAAUGCAGUAUCUCAGCUGGUGGUUAGAACAGACUGCACCUGACUAAGGUUUGUUGUGUUGCAACAGACUUGAAACUUUCAAAGUAAGAAGGCCGGUGUUUAAUGCAUUGUGUGGAGUUUGUAUAAAUGGAGUUUGCAGUGCAUAGGUUAAGAGAUCUCGGUCUUAUUUUUGGAAUUUUACAUUUCACUCACUAGGUUACUUGCUGGGAUCUGGAGUUAUAUUCAUAUUCAUACAACUGUUAAUUUUGAGGUGAAACCAAAAGUGGGAGUGCCUGAAAUGAUGGCUAUAAUCCCUACAUUAUGUAGAAAAGUGACACGCACAAUUACUGCUUAGUACUGUAGAAUAUAAUUCAGCAAUUCAGUCUUCAAAUUCUACUUGAUGUCUACAGGCACGCAGAUUUUCCAGUUUCUGUUGUUAGUUAGCACAUAGAGUUUUAAUGAUGCAGUCAAGCUGGUGGUGGAAAAACAACUCAACAAAAACAACAGCCAACAGUUUCUCAUUAAACAUGAAUUUGUAUGAAUAACAUAACUGACAGAUAUUUCUAAUUUUAAAGGAUGCAUGCAUUCAGUUGUUUUAUGUUUUGUCAUUGUUGGAGUGAUAAUGCACAAAGAGCUGGCCUCAAAAACUAAAUGAGGUGCAGGCAAAAA
This is a messenger RNA of Scatophagus argus, 3766 nucleotides long. It is a transcript of the gene gpr155a, whose product is annotated as G protein-coupled receptor 155a. The transcript is spliced from 16 exons. Gene Ontology annotation, molecular function: G protein-coupled receptor activity. The coding region runs from base 454 to 2940 and encodes 828 amino acids. Gene Ontology annotation, cellular component: membrane. The record is from RefSeq and is a predicted model, not a curated record. NCBI's taxonomy places the organism in Eukaryota, Metazoa, Chordata, Actinopteri, Scatophagidae. Gene Ontology annotation, biological process: intracellular signal transduction; transmembrane transport; G protein-coupled receptor signaling pathway.